Molecule: messenger RNA, 1791 nt
Organism: Syzygium oleosum
Lineage: Eukaryota; Viridiplantae; Streptophyta; Magnoliopsida; Myrtales; Myrtaceae
Exons: 2
Coding region: 260-1183 (307 amino acids)
Source: RefSeq, a predicted model, not a curated record
UCAAGCAUGAAUAGUAGCACUUCUAGUACACAAGGGCCUACGGCUACAUUCACCAACAAAGAUUCCAAUAAACCACUAUGGAGGUAUGUUACUAAGUUAGCUACACAUAGCGAUGCGGGGGGAAAUUUGCCUUGGAAAUGCAAUUAUUGCAAAAAGGAUUUUAGGAGUUCAUACACGAGAGUGAGGGCCCAUUUGUUGAUGAUAAGUGGAAAAGGAAUUGGAAGAUGUGGAAAAGUAGAAAAAAAAAGAUCUUUUGGAGAUGGAAAGAUUAGAUGAAGAGGUCAAUACUAGAAUAGCGAAUCUUGUGCCUAAAAAUGUACCUUUGCCCUCUUCGAGUUUAUCAAUUAGUGGUGGUGGUGGUGGUGGGAUGGAUUCAUCCUUUGACCCCAAAAAAAGGAAGAUUGGAAGUAGUAGUGGUGGUGGAGGGUCGCUUGAGAAGGCAUUCAACAUGACUCAACGGGAACAUUUAGAUUAUGAAAUUGCUAGGAUGUUUUAUUCGACGGGAUUGCCGUUUAACCUAGUAAGGAACCUUUACUUUCAAUCCGCUUUUACUUAUGCCGCUAAUCAUAAUAUUGCCGGGUAUGUACCACCGAAAUAUAAUUUGUUAAGGACCACUUUGUUGCAAAAAGAGAAGGCAAAUAUUGAUAGGUUGUGUGCACCUAUUAGAGACAUGUGGAGGGAGAAGGGUGUAAGUGUUGUGAGUGAUGGAUGGAGUGACUCACAAAGGAGACCACUUAUUAAUUUUAUGGCGGUGUCAGAUGGAGAACCUAUGUUUAUAAAAUCGGUUGAUUGUUCGGGAGAAAGAAAGGAUAUGCAUUUCAUUUUUAACUUGUUGAAAGAAGUAAUCAAUGAGAUUGGCCAUGAGAAUGUGGUUCAAGUAAUUACGGAUAAUGCGUCAAAUUGUAAGGGUGCGGGACAACUCAUUGAGCAAGAAUUUCCAUCCAUUGUUUGGACGCCUUGUGUGGUGCACAGCCUUAAUCUAGCUUUGAAGAACAUUUGUGCCGCAAAGAAUGUGGAGAGCAAUCAAGUAAUUUAUGAUGAAUGUAGUUGGAUUUCAGAGAUUGUUGAUGAAGUUAUGAAAAUCAAACAUUUCAUCAUGAACCAUUCCAUGAGAUUAGCAAUAUACAAUGAGUUUGUUAACUCGGAGUUGCUUUCCGUAGCGGAUACACGUUUGCUUCGAUGAUUGUGAUGCUUAGGAGGUUUAAGUUGAUAAAAAGUGGUCUUCAAAGCAUGGUCAUUUGUGACAAAUGGAAUAUCUAUUGAGAUGAUAAUCAAGGGAGGGCUAAGUUUGUCAAGGAGAAGGUGUUGGAUGAUUUUUAGUGGGAUUCAAUUGAUUAUAUACUUUCAUUUAUGGCUCCUAUUUAUGACAUGCUUAGAAUUUGUGACACCGACAAGCCUUGUCUUCACUUAGUUUAUGACAUGUGGGAUUCAAUGAUUAAAAAAGUGAAGAAAGCUAUAUAUGAGCAUGAAGUGAAAAGGCUAGAUGAGGAGUCUACAUUUUAUGAGGUGGUUCAUACAAUUCUUGUGGAUCGUUGGACUAGAAACAACACUCCACUUCAUUGCUUGGCACAUGCCUUGAAUCCUAGGUACUAUAGUGAUCAAUGGCUCAAUGAAGAUCCUUCUCGAGUUUCUCCAUACAAGGAUAACGAGGUCAUCCAAGAGAGGAAAAAUGCUUUAGGAAAUACUUUCCUAACUUGGAUGAGCGAACCAAGGUGAAUUUGGAGUAUGUAGAUUUUGCAUACAAAAAUGGGGAGUUUAGAGAAUUUGAUUCCAUUUAAAGUCAGUAUUCUA